Molecule: messenger RNA, 4149 nt
Organism: Closterium sp. NIES-65
Lineage: Eukaryota; Viridiplantae; Streptophyta; Zygnematophyceae; Desmidiales; Closteriaceae
Source: the annotation of a GenBank genome assembly
AUGACAGCGCAACAGUCUUCCGCUGGAACCGCCACUCCCCCAGAUCCUUCCGCCAUUCCCUCAGAUCCUUCCGCCAAUCCAGCAGCGCCUUCCGCCACUCCUCCUGAUCCUUCCGCCUCUUCCCCAGCGGCUUCCGCCACUCCCCCAGAUGCUUCCGCCACUCCGUCAGCGCCUUCCGCCACUCCCCCAGAUGCUUCCGCCACUCCGUCAGCGCCUUCCGCCACUCCCCCAGCACCUUCCGCGACUCCUCCAGAUCCUUCCGCCACUCCCUCAGAUCCUUCCGCCACUCCCCCAGCGCCUUCCGCCAGUCCCCGAGCGCCGUCUGCUAGUCCUCCAGCGCCUGCUGCGCCGCCGUUGGCGGAGGCAGAGGGAGGAGGGCAGGGUCAGGAUGAGGGGCAGAGUCAGGGGCGAGGGGAGGCGGAGCGGGGCGGAGAGGAGGGGGGAGGAGGAAAAGAGACGCAAUCGGGUGGGGGUCAGGGGCAGGGGCAGAGCGGGGGAGGGGAGACGGCGGAGAGCUGGUACAAGAUAAAGCGCGUGGCGUUCCUGGGGCGGCAGCAGGUGCCCAUCGUCAUGCAAAACGACAACGGGCCCUGCCCCCUGCUUGGCAUUGCCAUCACCCACCCUCCCUCCUUUUACAACAUUCCCCCUUGCACUCACCUCAUCCCUCCUCUGUUCAUUCCCCCUUCCAUCCCCAAUGUGUUGCUGCUCCGCAACGCCAUCUCCCUCCGCCCCAGCGCCACCGAGAUCUCCCAAUCAGACCUGCUGUCUCUGGUGGCACACCGACUGCUGGACAGCAACACAGGCAUGGAGGUAUGUGCGUGGAAGGGGGAGGUUCUGGGUGAGAGUGUGGGGGAGAGCGUAGGGGAGAGUGUGGGUGAGUGGGGCCGUUCAGCAGAGUACAUAAGCAACAGGCAGCAGAACGUGGCAGACUGCAUGGCUCUGCUGCCGCGCCUCGCCACGGGGAUUGACGUCAACGUGCGCUUCACAGGUGCGGUGCAGUGCGGUGCACAGGGCCGCUCUCCCGGGUAUGGGACCAACCGCCAGCAGAACGUGGCAGACUGCAUGGCUCUGCUGCCCCGCCUCGCCACGGGGAUUGAUGUCAACGUGCGCUUCACAGGCAUCCACGCGUUUGAGUUCAAGCCAGAAACAGCCAUCUUUGACCUGCUGGACAUCAGCCUUCCCCUUCCUUCUCUCUCCUUGCGUUCCCCCAUUCCCGUCCAUCCCCAUCCUAUCCCCAUCCACGCGUUUGAGUUCACACCAGAGACGGCCAUCUUUGACCUGCUGGACAUCAGCCUCGUGCAUGGCUGGCUGGUGGACUCGCAGGUAUGCGACAGCAGCAGCGGUGGGCUCUCUUUCCUACAGCUGCAUCAAGGAGCGCCUAGUCACCCUGCAGGCCUCCCAAGUGGUGAAACCCCUCUCAACCCCUCUAAAACCCCUGACCUACAGGACUCGGCAACAGCAGCAGCAGUGGGCUCCCUCUCCUACAACAGCAUCGUGGAGCGCUUAGUCGCUCUGCAGACCUCAGAUGGCGUUAAAACCCCUCUCAACCCCUCUAAACCCUACACCCAGGACUCGGCCACAGCAGCAGCGGUGGGCUCCCUCUCAUACAACAGCAUCGACUCGGCCACAGCAGCGGCUGUGGGCUCCCUCUCAUACAACAGCAUCGUGGAGCGCCUCGACUCGGCCACAGCAGCAGCAGUGGGCUCCCUCUCCUACAACAGCAUCGUGGAGCGCCUAGUCGCCCUGCAGGCCUCCCACCCCGACCUUGCUGCUGCUCUGCUGGGCGGGGGAGGGGGAGGGGGAGGAGGGGGAGGGGGAGGGGGAAGCGGGGAAGGGGGAGUUGGGGGAGUAGCUUCCGAGCCUGUUCCUGCAUCCGAGCCUGCAUCGGUUUCCGAGCCUCGUACAUCCUCCGAGCCUCUUUCUGCCUCGGCUGCCCGAGCCUGUGCUGCUGCAGAAGAAACAAGCGGGGCGGAGUGUGAGAGGGAUACAGAGGGAGAAAGUGUAGAGAGAAGACAGAAGGGUGGUGAGGGGUUGGAGGGGGUAGAGAGUGGUGCAGAGUCGAGGCAGGGGGGUGAGGCUGCUUCUGCUCCAGAAAGGCCUGCUGAAGAGAAGGUUAGAAGCGACGAGGAGCAAGUGAGGAGGGAAGAGGAGGGCAUAGGGGAGGACGAGGAAGGGGGGGGGGAAGAUGACGGGAAGGAAGACCAGAAGGAAGGGGAGGAACGCAGGUGUGAGGAUGGAGUGGGGAGGAGUGAAGCGGGAGCUGCACUGGCAGUAGGAAGGGGGGAGCAGGCAGGGGGAGGGGAGAUGCGGGAUGAUGUGCGGGAAGCUCUGCUGCUCUUCACGUUUCUCAACGACACAGCCAGCCAGCUCACUUACCACGGCCUCUUCAGCCUACAGGAGGGAGUGAAGGAGAAUCAGCUCUGCGUAUUCUUCCGCAAUAAUCAUUUCAGCACUCUCUUUAAGUGUACCAACCACAUCUACCUGCUGGUGACGGAUCAGGGCCAUCUCAACCAACCCGGCGUCAUGUGGGAGAGGUGGGAUGAGACAACUCACUCCCUUCCUACCUUCAAUCCCCGCCUUCUCCCUGCCAUGACCCCCAGAGCACCAACCACAUCUAACCCGGCAUCGUGUGGGGGAGGCUGGGGCAGGUGGAGGGGGAAAAAUCACUCCCUUGCCUCCCUUGCCCCACUUCCUUCCGUGACCCGUCCCUCCCUCUCCCCACCCACAGCGUACCAACCACAUCUACCUGCCGGUCACCGAUCAGGUCUAUCUGAACCAGCCGGCCAUUGUGUGGGAGAGGCUGGGGCAGGUGGAGGGAGACAACUCACUCUCCCUUCCCCACCCUGCCACCCUUGUUACCCCCAGCGCACCAGCCACAUCUACCUGCUGGUGACGGAUCAGGGCUAUCUGAACCAACCGGGCGUUGUGUGGGAGAGGCUGGGGCAGGUGGAGGGAGACAACUCACUCUCCCUUCCCCACCCUGCCACCCUUGUUACCCCCAGCGCACCAGCCACAUCUACCUGCUGCCACAUCUACCUGCUGGUGACGGAUCAGGGCUACCUCAACCAGCCGGGCGUGGUGUGGGAGAGGCUGGGGCAGGUGGAGGGAGACACCACGCUCUGUGAGGGGGACUUCACUCCCUUUGCUCCUCCGCCGUCUCUGGCCCUGGCUCAUGGGGGGGAGGGGGCUGCUGCACAGUGGACACACGAGGACGAUGCUGCAAUUGCCGCUGCUGCCGCUGCUGUGGAGGGAGACACCACACUCUGUGAGGGGGACUUCACUCCCUUUGCUCCUCCACCGUCGCUGGCCCUGAGUCAUGACGGCGCUGCUGCUGCACAGUGGACGCAUGAGGACGAUGCUGCCAUUGCCGCCGCUGCCGCUGCUGUGAGUGACACAUGCAUGCAGGCAUGCUAUAAAAGGGCAGGGAAGGAUUGGAGCUCGUGCAACCCAUGCAAGCCACCCAACGCCCUGACUGACACACUAGCCCAUGGGGGCAUGGAAGGGUUGGAGCUCGUGCCAGGCAUGGACGCAUACCAAUCGCCAACUGGCUCUGAUGUCACAGCAGCAGGAGGUGGAGGCAGCAGAGAGGCAGCAGGCAGGGGGGAGAGGAUGUGUGAAGAAUGCUCCUUGUCUCAUCCCCUUAUGCCCUCUUCCCCUUCUCCUGCUACUUCUCUUUCCGACCUUCAACUCGCCCUGAUGCUGCAGCAGCAGGAGGUGGAAGCAGCAGAGAGGCAGCAGGCAGGGGGGAGGGGGAGGGGCGGAGGCAGGGGGGGAAGAUCAGGGGGAGUACAGCAGGUGCGCAGUGAAGGGGGAAGCGGGGGAGGGGCGUGGGGGCGGGAAGGAGCAGUGGGAGGGGCAGCAGGGCCUAUAGAUUCCUCCCCCUUGCUUCCCUUCCCAUGCAUCUCCCCUGGUUCAUUUAUCACACCCUACUGCCCCCCCUCCCUGCCUCCCUCCCUCUCUACCUCCCUCUCUCCUCCUUCCCUUACUCUCCCCUGGUCCCCUCCUUUUCUUCAACCCCCCAACCUUCACCAAGCAGGGGAGCACCCAACCAAGAUCCCCCUCGCGCCGCACCACACCGCAUCACGCCACUUCCUCCCCGCCAACCCCUCAGGGCAGGGGGCAGCGCAGGGGUGGGUCAACGCAGAGUGA